UGCCUUAAUAAUCUUCUCGUUGGAGGGGGCAGAAUAUGGAAAUGCUGGGCUCCUGCUGCAGUCAACACUCGAAGUUGCCGUUAGGCCACGACACGUUUUUAUCUUCGUCCUUCUUUGGCAUGGCUUUGGAUGAUGUACCUCGGGGAAAGAGAGCAACCGGUGUUCGGUUAGGAAAAUACAAUCAUGUAACAAGAUUCUGCGCUGUAUCUGAUAGACCGCUGUUGAACUCUACCAUGGCAGAUGUUGCUAAAGAACUCGAGACACUUCACGCCCCGAUGUUUCCAGUGCCAGAAGCGGACCCAAAGACUGUCGCCUCUAUAAUAUUAGGCGGUGGAGCUGGGACUCGGCUUUUUCCUUUGACUAAAACAAGAGCUAAGCCUGCUGUACCGAUUGGCGGUUGUUACAGGCUAAUAGAUGUCCCAAUGAGUAACUGCAUCAACAGUGGGCUUAACAAGAUUUAUAUUCUUACUCAAUUCAAUUCCCAGUCCCUCAAUCGCCAUAUAGCUCGUACUUAUAAUCUGGGAAGUGGAAUGAACUUUGGUGAUGGAUUUGUGGAAGUAUUGGCGGCCACUCAAACACCAGGUGAAUCUGGAAAGAAGUGGUUUCAAGGCACAGCAGAUGCUGUAAGACGAUUCGCCUGGCUGUUUGAGGAUGCCAAGCAUAGAAACAUAGAGAACAUUCUGAUAUUAUGCGGAGAUCAUCUCUACCGAAUGGACUACAUGGAUUUUGUGCAGAAGCAUAUAAGUUCUGGUGCUGACAUAUCUGUUUCGUCUCUGCCCGUGGAUGACAGUCGAGCUUCUGACUUUGGGCUGAUAAAGAUUGACGAAUCAGGACGGAUAAAGCAAUUUCUUGAAAAACCGAGGGGUGCGGACCAGAGAUCAAUGAGAGUAGAUACAGCAAUUCCGGGAUUAUCUGCUCAAGAUGUGAAAAGAUUCCCCUACAUUGCAUCAAUGGGUAUAUACUUGUUCAAAACAGAUGUCUUGCUGAAGCUUCUCAGACAGGACUAUCCGACAGCCAAUGAUUUUGGAUCAGAAGUCAUUCCGAUGGCUGCAAGGGACUAUCAUGUCCAGGCCUAUCUGUUUGACGGAUACUGGGAAGACAUUGGGACAAUCAAGUCCUUCUUCGAUGCAAACUUGGCGCUCACAGAUCAGCCCCCCAAGUUUCACUUCUACGAUCCGCAAAAACCAAUCUUCACGUCUCCUCGGUUUCUACCACCAACAAAAAUAGAGAAGUGCCAGGUCAUUGAUUCUAUAAUAUCGCACGGCUGCUUUUUAAGGGAAUGCAGCAUUCAACAUUCUAUCGUGGGCAUUCGUUCGAGAUUGGAAUACGGGGUUGAGAUGAAGGACACAAUGAUGAUGGGUGCUGAUUAUUACCAAACCGAGGCCGAGAGAGCGGCCUUCCUGGCCGAGGGAAAAGUUCCAAUCGGCGUCGGCAGAGACACAAAGAUCAGAAACUGCAUAAUCGACAAGAAUGCGAGAAUCGGAAAGAACGUCGUAAUAGCGAACAAGGGUAAUGUAACGGAGGCCGAUCGACCGUCCGAAGGGUUCUACAUCCGAUCCGGAAUCACUGUCAUCCUUAAGAAUUCGAUGAUUCCCGAUGGGAGUACCAUUUAGAAAUGUUCCUUAACUAGUGAGGCCAAUGAGGAGCAAUAUGAGUGCACGAACGUGCACACCGCAUACUUCCUGGCGCGGCGCGAAAGAAAUAUACAACCACCUAACGCGAUUCAGUACAUUCCAAUCAAUUUUGGAAUCGGAUACUCGAGUAAUUGGACAUUUGAGAAAUUUUUUGGUUGCGAUUCGAGCAGAUGGUGGAAUAAAACUUGUAGAGAAAA
Messenger RNA from Rhodamnia argentea, 1831 nucleotides. RefSeq names its product glucose-1-phosphate adenylyltransferase large subunit 1-like. Gene Ontology annotation, biological process: glycogen biosynthetic process. Gene Ontology annotation, molecular function: glucose-1-phosphate adenylyltransferase activity. The record is from RefSeq and is a predicted model, not a curated record. The transcript has 15 exons. NCBI's taxonomy places the organism in Eukaryota, Viridiplantae, Streptophyta, Magnoliopsida, Myrtales, Myrtaceae. Bases 36 to 1613 code for a protein of 525 amino acids.